AUGGCGGUGCUCGACCGCAUUUUCCCUCAUUCUGGGGAGAUAACGACCACUGCCUUCUCCUUUGCCAACCUCGUCGCUCUCCUUGUCCUAGGCCUGCUCGGAAUCCUUUCGUUAUCGACCUACACCACAUGGCGUCGUCUCAGACACAUUCCUGGGCCACCGUCUGCUGGUCUCAGCAAGUGGUGGAUGCUGCGUAACACCCUUGGUGGGAACAUGCAUCUGGCUCUGAAGGCAGCUUGCGAUACCCAUGGUCAUGUCGCCCGCGUCGGGCCCAACACAAUCGUAACGGACGAUCCGGAAGUUGUGAAGCGCAUGUGGGCCGUCCGUUCCAGGUACAAGAAGGGUGAUUUCUACGACGCCGUCCGAUUUGACCCCACCCGUGACAACAUCCUCUCCACAAGGGACGAUGAGCGGCACAAUGAGCUGCGGGCGAAAAUGGCUGCAGGAUACGCCGGGAAGGAGAACGAGGGACUCGAGCUCGGAAUCGACAAGGGCAUCAUGGCAUUCAUCGGUCUCAUUGAGCGCGACUACGUAUCCGAGGGUGCCAUCUACCGCCCCAUGGAUCUGGCCAGAAAGGCUCAGUACCUGACCCUGGACAUCAUCGGCGACAUUGCCUUCGGCUCAGACUUCGGCCACCUCACUCAAGAUGCCGAUGUUCACGAAUAUAUCAAGAGAACCGAGGCCAGUAUGCCCGCCAUGAUGAUUGUUAGCGUCCUGCCCGUCCUGGCGAGACUGAUGCAGUCGCCGCUCCUCCGUCGAUUCAUGCCCUCAGAGAAGGACCCUCAUGGGUUUGGAAAAUUCAUUGGUGUGGCCAAGAGGGUGGUAGCCGAGCGGCUCGGACCAAACGGAACUGACCGCAAGGACAUGCUCGGGUCCUUCCUCAAGCACGGCCUGAGCCGGGAGGAUGCCGAGGGAGAAGCUCUCGUCAACAUCAUCGCCGGCUCUGAUACAACCGCCACUGCUAUUCGGACCACCAUGCUCUAUCUGAUGAGCUCGCCUCAGGCCUACAGGAAGCUAGUGCACGAGAUUCGCACGGCAGCCGCGAAGGGUCAUAUCUCCAGCCCCAUCACGGACGAAGAGGCUCGCACCCUCCCGUACCUGCAGGCGGUCAUCAAAGAGGGGAUGCGCGUGUUUCCGCCCGUGACGGGCUUGAUGCCGACGGUCGUACCUCCCGGUGGCGACGUCAUCCGCGGCAUCCCUGUGCCCGAGGGUACGGAGAUUGGUUGGUCGGCUUUUGGUGUGCAGCACAACAAGGGUGUGUAUGGCCUUGACGCGGAGACAUUUCGGCCGGAACGCUGGCUCGAGGUCAAGGACGAGCAGCUGCUCCAGGAGAUGACCAGCACAUGGGAGCUUGUAUUCAAGUACGGCAAGUGGCAGUGCCUGGGAAGGUCUGUCGCCCUGCUAGAGCUGAACAAGAUAUUUGUUGAGCUUCUGCGUCGCCACAGGAACAUGUCGCACACGUUCUGCACUGUGGGGUUACGCGCCCUCUGUGCCUCUGCGGCCGCGAGCAUCAGGGAUGAAUGCGACCACGUCCUCCUCCAGAGGGCCCUGGCCGGCGAGGAGGGCAACAGCAGCCGGCGAGGAGAGGAUCGCUGCGCUGCUGCCGGCGGGGUGGUUGGUGCGGAUGAUGCGGCUGCGGGCGAUCGUGAUCACAGCACCUCGGCGACGACGGCGAGCGCGACGGCGAAUGGCGACGGGGCUGGGCUCGGCCUAGCGGACUGCGGUGAGCCGCUGGUGCAUCUCCUGUCACGGCAAGCGUCGCGACUAGUUACUCUAUACGAGGCGGCCGCGCCAGCAUAUCCUUCCAUCACGUCGCCUGUACCCGUCGGGCCGGCCACGACUGCCGAGGAUGAUGGGCGGCCUAAUGCCACACGGCCAUCCGCACAUGGGACACGGCAGUUGCGAGCUGGCUAUAACGACACGGCCUGCGGCGGGGCCGUUGGGCACCAUCCCAUAUUGAAGAGGCUCGACGACAUUAUAUCGAUCGCAUAUGCCAAGUUCUAUGCAUAUCUGUACAAAGAUCUUCCCCUCUGCUGGAGGCAGCUGUACACGGACGCCAGCAUACUCAAGUUCGGCUACCUGUUCCUGUCCUCGUCCCAACAAAUCUGGGAACUGGCGCGGGACGGGGUUGGUGUGACCGUGUCAUGCCAGGAUGCGAGAGACACAGCCGAGCAAUCAAUGCAGGCCAUGGUGAAGACUCUAGACUUGGCACUGAUACUCGCUGGGGCUGGCGGUCUUUCGCGUGGCAGGAAAUGGAUCGACACCGCCUUCGGCCUCUUUGAGAACGUCUGCGAUCCCACCAACACCGGUGAGACCAUGACUACUGCAACAUGCGGUUCCCAUUAUGGCCUGCCCGCCAUGACAGCCGCUGCCAAUAUCACGCCGCCACCAGCAAAGAGGGCCAGGCUCGACUUGUCAGCUCCCACAGCGGCGCCGGGGCAAGCGUUGCGUUCGUUCUCCACGUUCGAGCCCUUCACUCCACCUGUCCGGAACGCCAUCCGCCGCGUCUCCGCAGAUGUCAUGGACAUGACGGCCUUUCAGCAGUACCUCGACCGUGCAGACCCGCGUCGAGGGCCCGAGCCGCUGAUCCUGACGGGGCUCAUAGAAGAUUGGCCAGCCAGGGGGGCUCGGCCAUGGAACAACCCGGAGUACCUGCUGUCGCGAACCUUUGGGGGGCGACGGCUGGUUCCCGUCGAGAUCGGCAGGAGCUACGUGGACGAGGGCUGGGGCCAGAAGAUUGUGGCCUUUGGAGAGUUUCUGAGGAAUCAUAUCGACCCAACCUCGGUGGCCCCUCAUCAGGGAGCCCCUGCACCAACAGACCAGAGCCAAGAUUGGCGACGCAUGCCUGCGGCGGCCGGGCAGGCAGGUGACAGAUCAGAUACUCCUCCUGCCGCCCCUCCUAAUACCGCGGACCACCCGACGGCAACAGCAGCACCAACACCAACACCAACACCAGCAGCAGUAGCCUACCUGGCGCAGCACCAGCUCUUCCAGCAGCUCCCGCAGCUGCGAAACGACAUCCUCAUCCCAGACCACUGCUACACCGCGCCCCCUCUCCACCCCACCGACCCAUCGCAAGACCAACCAGAGCUCGACGCCCCUCUCCUCAACGCCUGGUUCGGGCCCCCUGGCACCAUCACGCCCCUCCACACCGACCCGUACCACAACCUGCUGGCCCAGGUCGUCGGCAGGAAGUACGUGCGGCUGUACUCGCCCCUCCUCGGAGGCGGCGCGGACGGCAGCGGCAGCGUAAUGCGCGCGAGGGGCCGCGAGGGCGGCGUCGAGAUGGGCAACACGAGCGCCUGGGACGUGGGCGUGCUCGAGGGGUGGGAUGCCGACCCCGACGCCGAACCCCAGGCCUCGAUCUCCUCCGCCAGCGACGGAAGAGAUAGGGACGGGGAUGCUGAUGGGGACGAGGGAGAGGAUGGCGAGGCAGCCGCCUCCAGGGCCCGCCAGUUCCGCGAGGUGCCCUUCGUCGACUGCAUCCUCGAGCCGGGCGACACUCUCUAUGUGCCCAUCGGGUGGUGGCACUACGUCAGGGGCCUCAGCGUCAGCUUCUCGGUGAGCCUCUGGUGGAACGGCGGGGAGGACUGGUGGUGGUAG
Molecule: messenger RNA, 3603 nt
Organism: Diaporthe citri
Lineage: Eukaryota; Fungi; Ascomycota; Sordariomycetes; Diaporthales; Diaporthaceae
Exons: 7
Coding region: 1-3603 (1200 amino acids)
Molecular function (GO): monooxygenase activity; iron ion binding; heme binding
Source: RefSeq, a predicted model, not a curated record